UCUAGCGCUGCUGUCUGAGGAGAGAGAAACACUCAGGCCCCAAAAUUAUAAAUAUUAUUUUAAAAAUUAAUAAAAAAUAUAAUACAACAACAGAAUCGCGCAAGAAAUACCGGAAAAGGUGCAGUGGGGACUGCUACGAGCAGUCAAGAUGGACUGUAGGCCUCCGACCCCACUCUCAACUGUCACUGUGGGGGUGACAAACAUCUCCCUUCAGCACUGCAGACACACAGAAGAUUUGGACACUGGCAACUGUAACUGAACCCCUCCAUCCCCUAUCCCUCCCAUACUCUCAGGCCUGUCCCCACCAGAUUUGAGCCUCAAAGGCAGGGGAGUCACACCGACACCCUCAUGGCCCUGGCACCCUAGGGUUGUCAUGACAGCUGUUGUCAACAGUGUCCCAUGCCAGUGUACCACAGUGAUACCAGAGAGCAACCAACAGGGAGCUGUAGCCAGGCAGUGCCAAUUGGUUGGAGCAGUAGAGAGGGGUUUGGAAAGAGAGAGAGAGGGAGAUUGGGAGAGAGAGAUAGAGAGGAAUUGGGACGGGGAGAAAGGGAUAGACAGGGAUUUAGAGCGGGAGAGGAUCAGCAGUGAGUGUGAGGGCUGUGGUAGUCUGUGCAGUCUCAGUUCUGGGCAGGAUAAGCUCCGCCUCCCUGCCUGCAGACCCCUGCUUUGCUCUCACCCAUUCUGCGAGAAGGCCUUCACCUCCAAGUACAAACUGCUGAGGCACAUGGCCACACAUUCCCUGCAGAAGACACACCAGUGCUCCGUCUGUGCGAAGAUGUUCCACCGUAAAGACCACCUGAAGAACCACCUGCAGACACACGACCCCAACAAGGAGGCCUUCAGGUGUGGAGAGUGCGGCAAGAGCUACAGCACCAAGCUGGGCUACAAGCGCCACGCGGCCAUGCAUGCCGCGGCUAACGGGGACCUUACCUGUAAGGUGUGCCUGCUGCGCCUGGAGACCACACCCGCCCUGCUGGAGCACCUGAGGGGCCACUCAGGUGGGGUGGCGGGCGGGGUCAAGGAGAAGAAGCACCCGUGCGCCCACUGCGAACGCCGUUUCUACACCCGCAAGGACGUGCGCCGCCACAUGGUGGUGCACACGGGGCGCAAGGACUUCCUGUGCCAGUUCUGUACUCAGCGCUUUGGCCGCAAGGACCAUCUCACCCGCCACGCCAAGAAGAGCCACUCCCAAGAGCUGCUGAAGGGUGGGGCCGAGUCGCAGGGCGUGGAUCCGGGCGGGGCCCUGGGCCUGGCCAUAAAGGAGGAGCUGAGCCCAGUGAUGUGCAGCUACAGCCCCAUGGGCCUCUACGGCCCCCAUCUGCAGGCCACGCCCACUUCAGGCGGGGCUUACCACCCCCUGAUGGCUGGCUCUUUGGGGAUGGGCUGCCACAUGGAGCCCUCGAACCCACUCCACCACUCCCACCCGCACCUGCACCCCCGACACCCCCAUCACCUGCACCCUACACACUCUCCUCCACCCCGCCCGCCCCCCCAGACCCUACCGGGAUCUACCUCAUACCUGAAACUAGAAAUGGAGAGCUUCCUGAUGGACCUGCAGAGUGGGCUUCCAGCCCCGCCAUUGGCUGAGGCUCCGGGCUCUGCCCCCACCUCAGACCUCCCCCACAGCCUGCAGGCAGAGAGCCCUGCCCCCAUCGCAGAGUCGCUGUGCAUGGCCAACAUGGACGUGACCCACCUUCUGAGCUUCCUUCCCCUCAGCCUACCUCCCUACAGUGCCCCCCUGAGCGCAGGAGGCCCUACUGCAGGCUACAGCACCUCCUCAAAUUCUUCCUCUGCCUCCUCUUCCUCCUCCUCAACCUCACAUGGCACAGAGCCCCUCUCAACACCUCUUACCUCUCUGCGAACCAGACCUCAGGAGCCUUCGGGCCACGCCUUUAGCAGCCACACUCUUCCACGCUUCCACCAGGCCUUCCAGUGAGAGCCAGGCCCCUCCCCUAGGGAGAGCCAGGCCCCUCCCCUAGGGGAUUCAAGCUUCAAAAAGGCUCAGAUUCUUAAAAACUUGUAAUGUAGUUGCAAAAGAGAAGAAAAACAGACUCAUGUUCUGUUUUCUUUGAUUUUGUUAUUCCUCUCCCCCACACCAGGAGUCAGUAUCAGAGUUCACUGGGAAAUUAGGCUGCCCUUGUUUAUUAUUGAUGAUGAUAAUAAUAAUAAUAAUAAUAAUAAUAAUAAUAAAAUAGUAUCAUGGUGGACAGUGUAGAUCAGCACA
Anguilla anguilla (European eel) is the source of this 2227-nucleotide messenger RNA. RefSeq names its product zinc finger protein PLAGL2-like. Gene Ontology annotation, biological process: regulation of transcription by RNA polymerase II. Bases 374 to 1939 code for a protein of 521 amino acids. The record is from RefSeq and is a predicted model, not a curated record. Gene Ontology annotation, cellular component: chromosome. Lineage: Eukaryota; Metazoa; Chordata; Actinopteri; Anguilliformes; Anguillidae. Gene Ontology annotation, molecular function: chromatin insulator sequence binding; DNA-binding transcription activator activity, RNA polymerase II-specific. The transcript has 4 exons.